AUGGAUCCCAAUCCCAAGAGCCACCCCAUCCUCUCCUACGUCAUGUCCCGCAUCCCCUCUAUGGGGCCGCGGUAUGCUCUUCCCACCACCAGGGCCAGCGCCGGCGCCGGGUCCUCCGCUGGAGGUGGCCUCCCAUCCGACUCGGUCGAGAUCAGCAUCGACCAGCCCUCUGAUCCAUCCACGUCGUCCUCUCCGCCGCCGCCGCCGCAGAUAGUCGACCGGAUGCCCCACCUCGCCCACCCCAAGCUCUUCGCCUCCAUGGCCAACGCCGUCACUAACGUUGCCCAGACCCGAGCCAUCCUCAAGACCCUGGGCGACCGGCCCGACCACGAGGCCGUCGACGAGGCCCGUGCCAAGCUCGCCGAGAUCGAUUGCAACCUCGCGAAGAAGCUCGAGGAAAUUGUUCUCUCGCCCCGGCCCUCCAACAUUGACCUAUUUGAGUGGCGAACUCACCUCGCUGAGAAGGAGAGGCAGUGCAGGGAGGAGGCCGAGAAGGAGAAGAGCUAUUACAAGGGCAUUAUUGCCCUCGACGAGAUGCAUGAGGCCUAUGCGAAGAUGCUGAAGGAGGCUGAGGAGAAUCUCGUGAAGAUCUACGAGAAUGCCACCGACGAUAAGGAGGGGGGCGCGGAGGGCAGCGUGACCGAGGAAGUGAACGAGGAGGUUGUUGGGGUUCUGAGGGAAGGGCUGGGCUCCGAUGAUCUGCAGCGGGUGGAUUUGUCGGGCCGGAGGCUGAGGAUCCUGCCAGAGGCCUUCGGGAAGAUUCAGAGCUUGGUUGUGCUUAAUCUCUCCAAGAACCAGCUUGAGGCUCUUCCUGACUCGAUUGCUGGGUUAGAAAAUCUGGAGGAGCUUGACGUGUCCUCGAAUCUCUUGGCGUCACUGCCCGACUCCAUUGGUUUGUUGCAUAAACUGAAAUAUCUCAACGCAUCAGGCAACAAGCUCACUUCUUUGCCUGAUAGCAUCUGCCACUGCAGAUCACUGGUGGAGUUGGACGUGAGCUUCAACAGCCUCACAUACUUGCCAACCAAUAUCGGUCAUGAUAUGCCAUAUCUACAGAAGCUCUGCAUUCAACUGAACAAGAUCCGUUCACUUCCGACCUCAGUCUGCGAGAUGAGGUCUCUGCGGCACCUGGAUGCCCACUUCAAUGAACUCCGGGGCCUUCCACUUGCAAUUGGAUAUCUGACGAACCUCGAGACACUCAAUCUGAGCAGCAACUUCAGCGACUUGACAGAACUUCCCGAGACGCUCGGGGACUUGACAAACCUCAGGGAGCUCGAUCUCAGCAAUAACCAGAUCCACGCCCUUCCGGACACGUUUGGUCGGCUCGACAACUUGGUCAAACUCAACCUGGACGAGAACCCUCUGGUAAUCCCACCCCCAGAGGUCGUUAAGGAAGGAGUGGAAGCCGUGAAGGUCUUCAUGGCCAAGAGAUGGGUCGACCUAUUGGUGGAGGAAGAGAGGAGGAGCAUGCAAGAGUCACAGGAACAGGGACAGACAGGGUGGUUGACACGGAGCACUUCUUGGCUAAAGGGAGUUUCCGAGACUGUCACUGGGUACCUAUCUCCGAGAAGUCCUAGAGACCCUUACCUCGAUCAGCAGCUAUGAUUGUUCGCCCAUCUAUAGCUCUUCCUCUUGGCAUUUCCUGUUGCCUGUGUUCUUUCGGGAUAAGUGGUGGGAAUAGGCCAGUGUAAGUACAGGAAUUGCAAGAAGUUAAUAGGCAGAGCAAAAGUGCUGCGCAUUUAGUUCUAGAAGACGAUAGGUUUUGCUUCGGUUAGUACUUUUUACCAUUUUGUUUGAGCUGUUGAUGUUUUCUGCCUCGGUGGUUGUUUGCAUAAAAGGCCUGGGACAGCCUUUGUUCAAUCCAUGGAGUGGCCAUUGAAGUGGAAUUAACUGCACUUUUUGGCGCA
Molecule: messenger RNA, 1904 nt
Organism: Punica granatum (pomegranate)
Lineage: Eukaryota; Viridiplantae; Streptophyta; Magnoliopsida; Myrtales; Lythraceae
Source: RefSeq, a predicted model, not a curated record